Macrobrachium nipponense is the source of this 4246-nucleotide messenger RNA. RefSeq names its product sialin-like. Gene Ontology annotation, molecular function: transmembrane transporter activity. Gene Ontology annotation, cellular component: membrane. Lineage: Eukaryota; Metazoa; Arthropoda; Malacostraca; Decapoda; Palaemonidae. The coding region runs from base 269 to 1669 and encodes 466 amino acids. The transcript has 12 exons. Gene Ontology annotation, biological process: transmembrane transport; monoatomic anion transport. The record is from RefSeq and is a predicted model, not a curated record.
AACAGGGAGCAACCGUGCUGGAAGAACUGUUCCUCUUGACCAUAGCAACAAUGAUGACGGAGACAUUAAUUCUCGUCAUGUACAAAUUGAUGAAGCCAAGCCAUGCCAUCAACGCCAAGGCAAUUCUAGCCGGCAGCCAGCCUUCAAGAAAGAACGAAUAAAAGAUGCACGAUGGUUGCCCGCCAGAAUAGUCUUGGCCAUACUAGCAUGGCUGGGAUUCGUGAAUCUAUACUUAACAAGAGUCAACGUCUCGGUGAUUAUUGUCGCCAUGGUCAAAAGGAACCGUUCUUCCAGCAUCAUUGCUCCUUGUCUACUAAAGCACAACAUUUCAACAGAUUCUACAGGUUCUCUCACAUAUAGACAUGAAACUGAGCAGUUCCUAAAUAAGACUUCACUCACUGAAUCAGAGGUUGACAUUAUGGACUGGGAUGAGACAAUCCAGGGAUUCAUUCUUGGGAGUUUUUACUAUGGUUACUUUGUGACGCAGAUCCCUGGCGGAAGGCUUUCUGAGGUGUAUGGGACCAAAUGGAUAUUUGGAGUCAGUAUUCUAGGUGGUGGGAUCUGCGCCCUCCUUUCCCCCGCUAUGGCUCGUUUACAUUAUGGUGCUUUCAUCUUUCUCAGAAUCAUUCAAGGUUUGCUGCAGGGUGCAUCUUGGCCAUCCAUGCAUGCCUGUCUUACACAGUGGAUUCCUCCAUUGGAGCGACCCAGAUUUAUUGGCUUAGUAUACUUUGGAACAAAUCUGAGCACAGCCAUAACUCUACCACUGUGUGGUUUUAUCAUUGAUCGCUACGGAUGGCCAACUGCCUUUUAUGUAACAGGAUGUUUUCCCAUCAUAUGGUCCUUUUUCUGGUUUUCACUUAUGCACAAUUAUCCAUCUCAACACAAAAGAAUUACUGAUAAAGAGUUGGAAUACAUAGAAACAGCAAUUAGGAAAUCAGGCACUUCAACUAGUGAUGAAGAUCAGCCAAGAGGUACUCCCUGGAAAUCCAUAUUAACUAGCACUCCAGUGUGGGCAGUGGUUGUUGGAGACUUUGGAAACUGCUGGGCUCUUGGUUUAUUUCUCACGCAACUUCCAACUUACAUGAAAAAUAUUCUUGGUUUUUCCAUCAAAGAGAACGGUUUGAUCUCCGCCCUUCCAUUUGUCUUUCGAUAUGCUGGGGCCAUAUUUAUGAGCGCCAUUGGAGAUUGGCUGUUGGCCCAUAAGUACCUUUCAAUUCGAUCAACAAGAAGGAUUUUCGGCGCUAUUGCAAUGUGCCCUCCCGCCAUGUUACUCUUGGGUGUGAGUUUCUCCGGCUGUGACUGGAAGACCACCGUGGCGUUGAUAUGCGCAGCCUUAUUUUUAAGUGGGGCUAUUACAACCAGCACCAUUGUUAAUCCUGCUGACAUUGCUCCAAACUAUUCAGGAACUUUGUUUGGACUGGUAAACAUGACCAGCUGCGUAGCACUUUUCACAGUACCUGUCAUGGUAGGGGUUAUGACAGAUGGGCAGCAAACUUUGGCUCAGUGGCAGAAGGUAUUCUGGAUCUGCGUUCCGAUUUACCUCAUCACCUUCGUUGUGUUCUUCAUUUUCGUCUCAGGAGAUGUACAACCUUGGAACUUUCCUCGCCGUCGAGACUCAGUUAUCAAAAAAUGCACAACUGAGCGUGUCGAUAUGAAAGAGGUUGAAUGAAAUCCGGGAGGAAUAAGAGUGAGUUAAUAACACAAACACACACACAAUAUAUAUAUAUAUAUAUAUAUAUAUAUAUAUAUAUAUAUAUAUAUAUAUAAUUCGAGCUACAAAUGUACUUUAAUAUCUAAUUCGCUCUAUCUCGGAAUUAAUAUCUUUUCAUAUAUGUAAACCGAAGGGGAAUUUUUUAGUUGUUAAUAAUUUCGUCCUCUCGUGGAUUCGAACCAACGCCCAGUGGACAGAAGAAAUCAGGACUUCAGUGAUGUUAUCGAUUCGGCUAACAAGUGAGGUUUUAAGUUUAUACCGACUCCGACCUAACAAAUCAUCGUCGAACUCGGGUAUUCGUAUUUAGAAUCAAUAUCCAACCUGGUCUACCAUGUUAACAAAUUCGAACGUUUGCCGCACGAGGCCAUACUAUGAAUAAUUAUCACAUCAUUAAUAUAAAUUAUUCGAGCUACAAAUGUCCUUUAGCAUCUAGUUUGCUCUACCUCGGAAUUGAUAUAUUUUCAUAUACGUGAACUGAAGGGGAAUUUUUUAGUUGUUCGACGGUGAUUUGUCGGAGUCGGUAUAAACAUAUAACCUCACUUGUUAGCCGAAUCGAUAACAUCACUGAAGUCCUGAUUUCUUCUCUGUCCACUGGGAGCUGGUUCGAACCCACGAGAGGACGAAAUUAUUAUCAACUAAAAAAUUCCCAUUCGGUUUACAUAAUGAAAAUAUAUUAAUUCCUAGGUAGAACGCAUUAGAUAUUAAAGGACAUUUGUAGUUCAAAUGAUUUAUAUGAAUCACGGUGAUGUGAUAAUUAUUCAUAUAUAUAUAUAAUGCUUAUAUGUCACUAAAUAGCGUGUGACAAUAUAUUUAGCCAAGGCCACAGGAAAAAUAAAAGGAGGAGUGCCAAGCACUUUCGUGUUAUUUCAACACAUUUUACUCCUUUUAUUUUUCCUGUGUCCUUGGUUUUAUAUAUAUAUAUAUAUUUAUAUAUAUGUGUGUGUGUGUGUUAUAUAUAUGUAUAUAAAUAUACAAAAUUAUAAGUGUUACGCUGUUGUUAUCACUUAUUUUUCCUUUAACAUAUUCCUAUCUCAUAUUGCACAUUCCCCAUUCUUAACUCUCAUUUAUAACACCUAUACAUUUACCCGUUAAUUGAUUUUGACCAAGUGCACGUGUUCACGAGACGCCUUACAUUCCCAGGGAGCUGAGCUCUUUGUCCAGCUCCCAAACCUAGUCUCAGUAAGUAUAGAAUUUCCCAAUUACAACUUCUUAGCUCUUCUUUGAAUGGGAUACAGAACUAGACUGAACAUUAUCUGGCGAAUCAUUGCACAUACUGCAGCAACUGACAACUUUACCCUUAUCAAUCCUCCGGAGAGGCUACACUUCCCUGUUAUGUUUGGCAGGUGCCCAGAUAAUGCAGUAGCGAUAGGUGUAAAACCACAGUAAUUUAAUUUGUCAUUCUAGUUCGGGAAUUCAGUAAGGUCCAGUUUAGCAGCUUCUUUACCUACAGUGAAGUUCCACCUUCAGUGAUAUCGUUCUUCCCACCAUAUUUGUAGGCGAUGCCACCUGAUCUCUUCAAGAAUCGCUUCAUACCCGCUGCAGAGUUGAAAAAUAAAUACUCCAAGAGUGUGUGCUUAAAGCACCAGCAAUUGUUCCACAUUCUACUUGCAAUAGACAUAUGGUAAAUCUCCUAUGGAGGCAAGCAUGAAUGAAUACCAACGGAGUCCAACUGUCAAGUCUUUUAUCAGCCUCCCCUUUUGGUUUUAUCAAAAAAAUAUUUUUUUUUUACUACUUGUAGAUAUUUUGCUAAAUUUCCGUGGCUGAAACAUUCCACUCUCACCGAUGCUUAAAAUUAAACUAUUUUUUAUAUAAUUAUUUCACAAUUUAUCUCAGUCACAAGUUUUGAGCUUCUUUGAUCCUGCAGUUGGGGUAAAAUGAUUAUGUAUCGAAGUUGGCCAUGACUGAAGUAGCCUGUAAAUUCACAUUUGUUAUAUAAUUAUAAAACUCUAAAGACUUCUUGGCGUCCAUUCAUUAAUGUAUGACAAUAUAUUCUAAUAGCUCCCAAUGCAGCUUGAAUACAAAAGUUCAAGUGUACAAUUCCAAUAUCUUUCCCUUGAAAUCAAUCAACACAGAGCUGUCAGGUCGCGGACAAGCACACUGCUGUUAAAACCUCUACAAUCGGCAGUACAGGAACAUUAUAUAAAUACUUGUAAAAUAACUAAAUAUACAGGAUUUCAAAAUGCCUAUAAAAUCUCAGAAUAAAAAUGGCAAGAACUUAGAAGUUCCGAAUCUUUUCUUAUUAGAUUAAUAACAACCAUCUUUAAAUUCAGUUCAUUUUUAUGUAAUGAAAAUAUGAUUUCCAUACCUUUAAUUCUAUUAAUAUAUAAGGUUUUACUGUGUAUGUCCAUAUCUAUACCUAAUCUUAAGCUCAUUUAAAAUGACAUCAGCAAGUACUUUAACCUCAAAUGAAUAAUCAGAAAGAUGCGUUAGUUGUACUUCACCUUUAAAUGUAUACUUAUCUACAUUCCCGAGAUCAACGUUUUAUAUAUAUAUAUAUAUAUAUAUAUAUAUAUAUAUAUAUAUACUAUAUAUAUA